AUGACUACAGCACAAGACGAAUACAACGAGCUUUUCCGCGACAAGUCACGCAGAACCCACCACCCCGAAGACGACAACGAAUCUAUUCCUUCAGAGAACGACGACCUCUUGUCCGACUUUGACGACGAACCUUCAGCUCUACCAAACCUGCCCUCAAGGGAUCAUGUACCGCGAAACAAGUCAUACUCGAACACAGGCCCAAAGGGUGUCAUCGCCGAUGCCCAAGCCUUCGAAGCCGCGCGCAGAGAACGCAAUUCAUCGCCAAAAGCAGGCACACAAAAUUACGCAUACACACCGAAUGUCGCAAGGCUGAGUCUGGACGGUCGCAGCAAAGGCAGUCAAAGCGGAAGCGAUAUUGAGAGCGAAGAUGAGUUCAUGGCCGAGUGGCGGCANAAAAGAUUGAAUCAGCUGUCUUCAAACGGACGCCAGGCGAGCAAUAGUAUUGGCCAGCCAAGAAGUCGCGCAACCUAUGGAGGUCUUGUGUCGGUCGAUGGUGAGGGCUACCUGGAUGCUGUGGACCGCAGUCCUUCAAAUACCGUCGUCGUCGUCUUCAUCUACGACGACUCGUCAGAGGUCAGCUACAUGGUCGAGGAUUGCAUGCGCCAACUGGCCCGCAAGCACAAGACAACACGCUUUGUCAANAUGCAUUAUCUCGAUGCCGAGAUGGAACCUGCUGGUGUGCCCGCUGUCCUGGCAUAUCGUGGCGGCGACAAGUUUGCAGGCCUCGUGCCUGUUGUCGACGAGAUCCCUGAUGAUGCCGACCUCAGUGUCAUUACUCUCGAGAACCUGUUCCAAAAGUUUGUCUCACAUCACUGGCUUUUCUAUAUCUAUUAUUGGCUAACCUCUCCUUCCUACAGACACCAGAUCCUAUGA
Aureobasidium uvarum is the source of this 873-nucleotide messenger RNA. Lineage: Eukaryota; Fungi; Ascomycota; Dothideomycetes; Dothideales; Saccotheciaceae. The record is from the annotation of a GenBank genome assembly.